Molecule: messenger RNA, 14205 nt
Organism: Adineta ricciae
Lineage: Eukaryota; Metazoa; Rotifera; Eurotatoria; Adinetida; Adinetidae
Source: the annotation of a GenBank genome assembly
AUGCAACGAGAUCCUCGUUAUCAUUGGUUAGAACAUCGUAUCGUUACGACAAUUGAACCAAAACGCGAUGCGCUCAAUCAAUUAAUUCAAAACGAUGAAAAUCGUCUAUGCAUUGAACAAUUCUUUGAAAAUGAAGAUGUAACGCAUUUAUAUAUUUUAUCUCGAUCGUCCUCGCAUCUUCUAGCACUGAAUACCAUUCCGAUUGAUUUCAAUUCUUAUGAACGAAUCGUUCUCUUUCUCAAAACAAAUUCGACGAGUAAACUAACAAGAGAAAAUCUCGACAAAGAUGUAUCUGUUACCGAGUUGUAUCCUCAAGAAACCGUUCAUUAUAUGGAUAUUAUCAGUCGAGAUGUUUAUCUUCCAUUGUUGUCGUGUAACAAUCUCGUAUCGGAACUGGAAAAGGAUCGUUUUCUAGAUUUAUUCCAUCGACUAUUGAAUCAAACAGCAGCAACGCAUACAUUUCAGUCGGAAUCAGUGGUUCUUCCCUUACCAGCAUUUAACAUUCUCGCACAUAUCUCCCAACAAGAACCGGAACGACAACAAUCGAUUUUGUCGAUUCUAGAAAACACAUUGACCAAUUGGAGUAAACAAAUCAAACAAUUACUUCAAGAAGAAUUGAAACCGUCUUUCUACGGUCGUGAGCAAAACUCCAUCAAAGAUCAAGUUCAGCUUUGGACGUCACGAAUCAAUAAACUAAACAAUCUUCUUGUCCAACUGGAUUCUCCAUUCGUUCAAGAUGUUCUGAAAAACUUAGCAAGAAAUCGUUCACCAUAUCUCGCAUCAUUUAUGGAUAUCAAACAAGAAAUUGCUCGAGCUGUGACACAUGCUGAGAGAAACUUGUCGUUUGUAAGCACCUUACAACCAUGGGCAUAUCAAAUCAAUAAUUCAAAUGAUGUCAAUGAAAUUUUUGCAUUGCUUCCAUCGUUGAUGCAUACGCUCUUUCUCGUUUGGCAACAUUCACAUUAUUAUCAUCAAAAAGAUAAAUUCAAUCAAUUGCUGGAAGUUCUUUCGACGGAAAUUGCGACACGAGCAAAACAGAUCAUCACCACGGAUAUUUCAUCUGAAGAGAAUAAUAAUUCGAUGACCUUGAAAGACGCAUUAUCGAUUUGCGCAAUGUUUCGUGGAACUUAUUUAGAUUAUAAAGAAAAAGCUGAUGCAUUGAAUUCAAAAUACAUGAUACCAGAGAAAAAAAUCGAUCCAUCGAAAAUGCUCAUUUGGCAUGUAAAUCCAUACGGAGAAACAGAUCCACAUAAAGAUAUAACAUCCAACAGCGAUCCAUACGCCGUCUUAAGAAAGUCAAGUCCGUGGCCACCAAGAAAUGCCAAAUGCUUUCAAUCGCUAAACGCAAUUAUCGAAAGAUGCAAUGAUGUUCAAGAGCUGACAUCGACCAUUGCUCAAUUUAAUGAACUAUCGACAACAGCUCGUAUGGGUGGAACAUUAACGAGUACAAUGGAUGCGAUGUUAGCUGAAAUUCAAACGAAAUCAGCGAAAUCUUUGGAGCUAUUCCAUAGAGAAUGCCCGAAUCUUUCGCAUUUAAUGGACAACGAUCGUUUCGAUCUGGCAUUUUUUCGUCUACGAACGGAAUUGAAACAAUACGAACAUGAACUAGCUUGGAUAUUGCGACAAUGCUUCUCUCGUACAACAACCUUAGCUAGUAAAUUGACGUUAUUAGAUGUUUUCCAUGGCAUCUAUCAACGUGAUGUCAUCCAACGUGCACUCGCUAAUGAAGAACAAUGGAUCAUCGAUAAUCUUAAACAUGAAUUUCAAUUAGUUACGCAAUUAGUUCAUUCAUCGCAUAUGAAUUAUCCACACUGGCCACCCAUAGCGAGACAAUUAUUGUAUCUAUAUGGAUUAAAACAAAGAAUUGAUCUUUAUAUGAACCAGUUCAGUGAACUUUGUCCGAAAAUAAUGAACAGCGACGUUGGUUGGGAGUUAAAAGAAGGAUAUCGAAUUGCGAAAGAGAAAAUACAAAAAAGCGAAGAUGAACUUUAUACUCAAUUGGAACAAUCAGCGACAAGUCAAAUUUCAGAUCUUUUGCUACAACCGGUUUUCAAAACGUCACUAUUAGCUGAUGAAGUCACGAAUCUUCCGAUCAUCGAAGUUAAUUUGGAUAAUGCACUGGAUUGUUUAUUACGAGAAAUUCGUUAUAUUACAGGCGAACCGUUGAAUUAUAAAAUUCCGGGCAAAUAUCGUGAAUUAAUACCCUUAUUAGACAAUGAACGAGCACUUCGAUUACAUGUUGAACGUCUUCGAGUGGUUGCUACGAAAUAUAACUAUUUAAUUGGACAUAUGGAAGCAGAAGAACGUGAUUUAUUCGAAUCGAAACUCAGUCGUAUUGAUGAAAUUAUUCAUCGAGGUUUAACAGAAGUCACAUGGAAAAGCUUGAAUUUAGCGGAUUAUAUCGAACAAGCGUACGGAUUGAUCAAUAUGGAUGCCAGUAUCGCCCUUGAAACCGUUCAGCACGAUGUCUCCUUAAUCAAAGAACUAGCUUUCAACUGGUCUCAUAUUCAUGGCGAUAUAUUCGAUGAAACUGAACAUAAUUUGCAACUGACAUUUCAAGAAACACUUCAGAAACAUCAACAUGUUCAAGCAGCUUUCAAUGAAAAGCUGACGAUCGAUGGACAUAAAAUCCAUUCACUUGCAGAUAAUAUCGCUAAGGUCGUUGGCGUAAGUUUAUCGUCUCCAUCGUGGUUGAACUACAUCGAUUACUUAAAUUCAUUGGUGUUGAACGGCAUCAAAGCCACGAGUUUGAUCAGUAUGAAAAAUAUGUUAGUAGCGAUGAGUGAUGAAACCAAUCAAGUUAUUAAUAUUGUCGUACAAUUGAACGAUUCGGAAUUGUCAUUUUCACCUCCAUUGGUUCCAGUGACAAGUGAAUUAAGUUUAGGAGAGAUUCUAUUAGAAUGGAUUGAAACAUUUAUCAAUCGAGGAGAGUAUAUUGAAUUGCUCGGAAAUGAUCGAACAACAAGAUUCUCUCAGAUUAUCAAUCAAGAUCCGUUGAUAGUUGAACUACGUGAGAAAAUCACUCAAUUAAUUGAAGAUACUUGUUCGGAAUCAUUGAAAUUUUUCGAUGAUUUCUCUCAAUAUGCAUUCUUGUACCAAAUAUCCGUCAAUCAAUCGUUUCAGUUAUUUCUGCACGGAAAUAAACGAAACCGUUUAGCAACGCCGAAGAAUUUUCUCAAUGAACAGGAUGCUGGCAGACGAAGUGUAUAUUCGUUGGCGUCAAUUCCGACGGCAGAAUUAAUCGAUCAAGUGGAACGUUCUUUUCUCUGUGCGACAAGUGAAAAGGAAGAUUUGCAACGUAUUCCACUUCUACAAGAAUUCGAGAACGAAAUGAAAAUUUAUCAAGUUUGCUUAUCUGACCUGCUCACAUUACCCGACUGUUGGAAUGUUCAUUGGAUUCGAAUUGAUUUAAAACCAAUUAAACAAACAUUCACCAGUCUCGCACAUAAAUGGCUAUGGAAAUUCUGUGAUUAUCUUCAUAAUCAGACAAACAAAUCCCUAGACGUUGUCGAUAACUUUCUCAUUGCCAUGGAACCCGAAAUCGAAUCGAUUAGCGGUCUUGAGCAUGACACCGAAACUUUCAUGAAAAUCAUGCGGUUAUUCAAUUCUGUCUCGGGUAAACAGCAUGAAGUCGAAAUACGCUUCGAACUAAUGCGUCGAACAUUAUCCUUACUGAAAAUCUACUCCGCAUCGAAUGAGAACGAGAUGACUUUGAAUGAAAAAUACCAAACAAUUAUGACUCGUUGGCAAAACUUGAAGACGAAAGUCAUGCAAGCCAAACAACGUCUAGGACCGACAUUGAAAGAAGAAUCCACGUUCAUCAUCCGAGAUUUAAAAGCAUUUCAAAGUCAAAUCAAUCAAUUAAUUCAUGAUAUCAACCAAUCAACGUUAUUCUCCCAUCAAUUAACAUUUACUCAAGCACAACAACUACUACAUGAAUUUUCCGGUCGACAAAAGGAUUUGGAUAAACAAGCACCGGAUUAUAAACAAUUGCAGACACUCUUGGAUACGAACAUAAUUGAUUUCGAGAAAUUAUCAAAAUAUAAAGAGAUGUUGAAGAAUCUGACGCUCACAUGGAAAACUGUCAGGGACGUUCGUCGUUAUUUCGAUGAAAUCAAACAAGAACAAUGGCAGAAACUGGAUAGUAAACAAGUUCUAACAGCUUGUGAGAAGUAUCAUGAAACGAUGCAAUCUUUGCCGAAAGUGGUUCGACUUUGGGAUGUUUACACAUUCACUGAUGACGAAAUCAAACGAAUCAAAGUCUGCGCACAAUUGCUUGAUGACUUAUCCAAUCCGGCACUGCGUACUCGCCAUUGGAAACAGAUCAUUCGCAUAACCGGAGGACACACAUUAAUGGACAGCGAUACAUUUCGUCAGUUGACUUUUGGCAAACUUUUCACUCUGUCUUUUCAAGAUUAUGCGGAGGAAAUUCGAGCAACGGUGAAACGUGCGGAAAAGGAUUUUCAACUGGAAUCGACUUUGAAAAGUUACGAAGAAAUCUGGUUGAGUAAAACAUUUCAAAUGGUGCCUUAUCAAACGGUAAAACAUAAAACUGAAGAACGAAAAGAAUCGGAGAGAAAUCCAUCGUCUCGAAGUCGUCGACCACGUGUGAGUAUCGCGUCAACGUCACAAUCAAUGUCAAACGUCGAUCCAAAUGCAGAGAAAAUGUAUCUGUUGUCGAAUUUGGAUCAGAUGUUUGCAGAAAUGGAAGAUCAUCAGAUAAACUUAGAAAUUCUUCAAACCAACCAAUCAGCUGGCUCAUUUCUCGAUGAAAUUGCUAAAUGGCAAUCGAUUCUACAACACAUCGAAGAAGUUUUACAACAAUGGAAUACUGUUCAACAACUUUGGCAGAAACUCGACUCAAUCCUUCCGAUUCUUCAAUCGGAUACACAAUUGAGCAUCAUGUUUUUCAAAAUAGAUCGAGAGUUUCGAGGUUUAAUGGUCGCAGUUGCGAAUGAUAACAAUGUUUUGAAAUGUUGUCAGAAGAAAAAUCUUCUUCCGCAAUUGAAAGUUCUGUCGACUCAUUUGCAGAAGUGUCAAGAUAUUCUGCGAAAACAAAUGUUUAACGAAAAUAAAGGCGGACGAUACAAUUUUCUUACUGAUAUCCAACUAUUUGAUCUGAUCACAACAGGCUCGAAUAUUCGGCUGCUAAGCGAACGAUUUUCUUAUAUUAUCCCUGGAUUGAAGAGUUUGAUCUUUUCGGAAGAAGUGAAAGACGAAGUAGUUGGCUUGAUUACUCAAUAUCACGAAGAAAAGAUUAUUUUCAGCAAUAAAAUUUCGUUCGAAGGGAAUAUUGAAUCAUUUGUUGACAAAUUGACCGCUGCAGUGAAAGAAACGACAAAUCUUUUCAAUGUAGAAUUGACGGAAAAUAAUCAAUUGGAUUUCAUUGACUGGUUAAUGAGAUAUCCUCGACAAACGAUCAUUCUUGUUCUUAAAAUAAUCUUCACACAAUUGAUCGAACAAAGCUCGAAAGGAAAAGAUUUCGAACAGAAACUAAUGGAAUUAUCGAAGAAUUUGAUUGAAGAAAUCAAUCACAUACGAGAGAACACAACCGAUGAAUGCGUUCUAAUCAAUACCAAACAAUCGAUCGGCAAGUUAGAAGAUGUUCUAACUUUAAUCUCGUCCUAUCUAACACGUUUACCAAUCAAUACGAACUCCUUCGAAUGGCAAUUUACUCUGAAAUAUCAUUCCAAUUCACAAACCAAACAAGUUUCAAUUCAAUGUCUGGAAAAGUCCAUCGAUUAUGCAUACGAUCUGAUUUCGAACAAAGAAAUUUUCACUCCAAAGGAGCAUCACUUUCUCGGCAAGAUCUUUCUUUCAUUAGGAGCACCCGGUGGAACACUUAUUCUCAAUCAGAAUAGUAAUUAUCUAAUCGAACAUCUUUCAUCGGAUAUCGGUCGAAAUCUAUUUCGAAUCGAAUGUAAUUCCACAACCGAUGAUUGUCAGAUUUUGAAUUCAUUCGCUGGACUUUGUCAAGGAAAUCUAUUUCUAUUCAAUCAUCUGAAUAAACUCAAUCAAAGAGUGAUGCAACUAUUCAUCGAAUUAUCCACAAAUUUAUAUGACGCGAUCUUGAAAAAGAACAAAUCAUUUGAAUGUGUGUCUCGGACGUUUUCAUUAGUUGAAUACAAAGAUAUAAACUAUUUAUCGACUGUUUAUCCGUCGACAAUUCAAGAUUUCUCUGUGUUAAAAAGUGAUGUGAUUGUCGAUUACCGAGUUGUCACACUUUCCCAACCAGACUACACGCAUGUGUUCAUUGCUCAACUGAUCCAAUCCGGUUUUCAUUAUGCAUUCGACAUUGCUACUCGCUUUCUCAAUCUGCUGUCCUAUACAGUGAAUCAAUCAUUAACAGAAAAUCUUUCUCGACUCGGUAUCAUCGUUCCAAAAAUGGAUCUAAAUCCUACCUUGAUCAAAAUGUUGAUCAAGUUCGCGAAAAAUUAUCUGAAAACUCAUUCUCAAGAAGAUGAAGAACAGGCUUUAUCCAACGGUUUAGCCAUAAUCUCGAAAUGUUUCAACAGCGAAGAUAAACAAGCAUUUCAAUCGUUGAUCAAAGCGAAGAAUCAGUCAUUCAAGGGUACAAUUCCAAAAUCCAUUCCAUUCGAUAGUUUAGCUACAACAAAUCGCCAUUUCGGAGAGAAAAUUUGGAAUAUAUCCGAUGCGUUUGAAUUAGCUUUGAAACAAUUUCAAUUGAAUAUCAAUGAAAACAUUCUCAAUAAGCUAUUUCAAUUGCAUCAUCUCACUGAAAAUCAUUCCAAGAUUCUCAUUAUCGGACAAUGUCAAUCUGGCAAAAGUUUGUUGAUGAAAGUGUUUCUCAAAGCACGAUCGUUUCUCUAUCCGAAACAAGUUUAUCAUCAUUUAAUGCUACAAUUAUGGCCUGCGGAGAUCCUAUUCUCAAGAUACAAUCACGAAAAGGGCCUUUUUCAACAAGGGCUUCUACCAAAUAUCGUCAAAAACACCGAUGAUAAUCUUUAUCUUCAUCUCGAUGGUUUCAAUCCGGAUGAUUUGAGCACACUCGAAGAUUUCGUUCUUAAUCUUGAUCACGGACACGUCUUUUGGGAGCUAGAAAACUUGAAUGAUCUAAGCCCAACGUUCCUAUCCUCAUGUAUUAUGUUGAAUAUUGAAGAACCCAUCUGGACAUGGCGAGAUUUAGUCUAUUCAACAUUCUCGAAUGAGCAUAAUGAUAAUGAAAUCUACGAAGAAUUGCAAAAGAUACUCAUCGAUUAUAUUUCAAGAAUCGAAUCGUAUGAUAUCAAAGAUAAGCCAACUGUCAAGAUCUCAUUCAUGUCGAAAAUAUCCAUGGCAGUGACAUUACUGAAGACCUAUUUGAAAAAUGAUAAAUGUUCACCGAUUGAUCUGCGUGCGUUGGUGGAGUAUACUCUUCUCUGGUCAUUCAUUACACAUGUGGAUCGAGAUGCAAAGAGACACUUCGAGAAUUGGUGGAGACAAACGUUCCAUAACAUUCCAAAAGAAAAAUCUUUAACGGAUUGGAUGUACGACACUGAUACUCAUCAAUUCGUUCUUUGGGCGGAUACGAUUCCUGCAUUUAAUCCUGCAGCACAUCAAGGAAUUCCAAAUAACAUCUUCGUUCAUACACCUUACACGAUGGCAUUGUCGCAUUUGGUUAGCUCAAUGACAGAAGAUGAUCAUCCUGUUCUGUUGAUUGGUGAUCGCGGAGUUGGAAAAAGUGCGUUGAUCAACGAUCGAUUAAAAGCUACAUGCGGUGGUGAUAUCAGUGAUGAUUUUUACAUCACCGUCAACUGCAAUGCUGAGACUGACGCGCUCUUCGCUUACGAAAAAAUCGAAGAACAAUUGCAGUGGAAACAUUCGUGCUAUUACACAACUAAAGGAAAUCGAAAAAUGUUCUGUUUCAUCGAUAAUCUCAAUCUCGCCAAGAUUGAUCGCUGUGAAUCUCAAUCCUUAGUCGAAUUAUUACGUCAACACAUUAGUUCUCAUGGGAUCUACUCACCUGUCACUUCCAAUUGGCAGUAUAUCGAUAAUGUAACGUACGUCGUUACAUUGAAUUCAAAUCAAAAGUUGGCUACAUACAAUCGUCUGAUGAAAUACUUCCACAUCAUUCAAAUGGACAUGCCGAGCGAGUCAGAUUUGGUGUCGAUCUUUUCGAAAUUGGUUAAUCGACAUUUUAUUGGUGAUAGUGGAGAAAGUCAACUGAAAGAAACGAGUGAAAGCUCAAGUCGUGCCUCGACAGCAAAACAAUCUACACAUGAUUCAUCGAAUAGUUCCAAAGAGAAAAUAAGUUUGUCAACUUAUAAACGUAUCGAAGAGUUUCGUUCGAUUAUCGAUCGAAUCGUCAAAGGCACCGUAGAUUUAAACGAACGAAUGCGAACGAUGUACCAAAUCAAUCAUCAACGUAUUCAUUAUGUCUUUUCCAUGAAGCAGUUAACACAACUAUUUCGUAAUCUGUGUGUUAGUUUAACACCGGAGUGUGCAAUUGAGGAUUUACUGGAAUUGUGGCAUCAUGAAUGUGAAUGGCUGUACGGAAAACGACUGUUUGAUCAAAUUGACCAACAACGAUAUCAGCAAUUGUAUAAAACGAUUGUGAAGAAAUAUUUUAUGAACAUGAUUAACGAACAGCAAGUCCUACUGGCUGAAAAUCAACAGUUCUCCAAUUUACAAGUGACAGAAAGCGGUAUGAUCGUUGCGAAUUUAACUCGAGAUGCUCAAAGUUAUUCAACUGAUAACUAUAUUCUUGUUAACGAUCGUCAUCGGAUCGAAACCUUAGUUCACAAUGCGAUCAAUGAAUACAACAAAGAAAAGCCGAAGAUCAACUUUCCACUCUAUUCAUGUUACAUCGAUCUCCUCUGUCGAUUAUGUCAUACAGUUCAAACUGUGGAUGGUCAUUGCUGCAUUAUGGCUGAAGGUGUUCUCGAUCCGUGUUUAAUUCACUUAUUUGCCUCGGUUGUUGGCUAUCAAUUAGUUUCCUUUGAAACUAGCCAUUUGAUAACAUCGAACGAACAGAUGAAAACAUUUAUCAAACAGAAGUUAACCCAAACGUAUAUCGAUGCCGGAAUCCGAAAUGAGAAAAUCGUGAUUUUAAUCACCGAAGAAGAUUUUCGACAUCUAGAUUUGAUUAUCAAUAUCACGAAUUUGAUCAAUACAGAAGAUAUUUCCAGUUUAUUUUCAUUGCAAGAAGAAACAACAGUGAUCAAUUCAGUUCGAACGCAAGUCCAACAAGCGGGUUUGACUUAUUCGAAAGCUGUAGCAUGGGAUUUCUUUCUUCGAAACGUCAAAGAUAAUAUUCGAGUGGUGAUCUUAAUUAACGAAAUCGAUAAUAAACUAUGUUUGGAACAUCCGUCAAUAUUCAAUAAUAUUACAUUGAUCUAUUGGCAACACUGGGAUACUCAAACUUUAGUACAAAAUGCACUCUAUCAUCUGAAAGAUGUUUCAUGGUUGGAUAAGAAUGCAAGCGAAAAUACUGCUCAUCUACUUGCAUCGAUGCACCUUUCCAUUCGACGAGCGAAUGCCAAUCAAACACAUCGACUACCGCACACAAAUAAUCACACAUUUACUAAAUUCGUCGAAAAAUUUGUGAAGAUUGUCAAUGAAAAAUCAACGAAUGUUUCGGACAACCAUCACGAUGUUCAACAUCUCCUCGAGCAAAUCCAAUAUCAACACGAGACAUCGAAGAAAUUGGAAAAAGAAUUACAACAUGAAAAGAUCGUUCUCGAAGAACGACUCAAAAGUACUAUCCGCAUGUUGACUCAAAUCGGUCAAGAUAUGGUUACCGCUGAACAACAAAUUCGUGCGCAUAAAUCUCAAACACGACGAACAGUUCAGUUGAAACGCUUGUUACCGGAAUACGAACUAUCUCAAGAGAAAAAUCUCUAUAAAUGCUUAGCAAUUGCAACCGACGCGAGAAAACUAAUUGAAGGAUUAGAUAUGAAAUCGCUGCAAGAAUUACGAUCGGUAACGAAAGCUGAGUCACCGAUUGAAAAUACAUUGGCUGCUGUAAUUAUGAUUCUGAAAUCACCAACUGCGGAUUUAACGUGGCAAAAAGGUGCGAAACGGCAAUUGGCGAAUCUUGAUCGAUUUCUCGAAGAAACUCAAACAUUCGAGAAGAUUAAUUUAACUGAAGAUCAAAUCAAUUUGAUUAAUUCAGUAAUCGAUCGAGUCGAUCUCGGAGACAAAAGUGUCACUCAAGCAUCGUAUUCGAAUGCGGUGGUGAUUCUUUAUAAAUGGGUGAAACGUGUUUUACAAUAUCAUACGGUUCUUUUGAAAAAAGUCAAACCGAUUCAUCAGAAAUUAAAGGAAGUUCAAGAUGAUGUCUUGGAACAGGAACAACGAUUGAUUCGAUUGGAUAAUAAGAGUCAAGCAUUAGAAGCUCGAUUGAAAGAUUUAUCGCAAAACUUUGAAGAAGCCACCGUCGAUAAGAAAGAUCAAGAAGAAACAGUCGCCAUGAAAGACAAUCAACUGAAAAUCGCCUCACAACUGAAUGAAAUUUUAUCACGAGAACUAGAUCGAACAAGUAAAAUCUUCGAAUCCAGCACUGAACGUCAAUCGACAUUAACUGGAACGUGUGCGAUAGCCGCGGCAUUUCUCAUCUACCUCGGGCCCUAUGCCUAUGGAUUUCGUCGUUUGAUGUUAACUGCUCAAUGGAUCAAAUGUAUUCGCGAUCGAGGUAUGACCAUCGUCUUCGAUCAAAUCUCCAGCGUGAAAGGUCGAACGAUUAAAUGGCAAUUGGAUCCGAACGAUGACCAAAAAUUUGCCAAUGGCAAUGAAUAUCGACAAAUGGUUGUAUCAUUAAUCGAAUUUCUCCUUGGUGAUCAAACAAAUCUCGAAUGGUUAAGUCAAGGAACAUUACCGUCUGACAUGGAAAAUCAUACAAUUAUUGUACAAUCAGUUCAAUAUUCUCCAUUUCUCAUCGAUCCAUUUGGGCAAGCUGAUCAAUGGAUGGAGAAGUAUUACAACGUUCAAACAGUACAUUUCGACGAUGAGUCGACACAAGAUGUUGUUGUUGCAAUCGAGCAAGGGUUUCUAUCCGGUGCGAAGAUCUAUGUGAAAAACUGUCAAUCACUCGACAGUCUUCUCUAUCCAAUUGCGCAAUGGAAAGCCACAUCUGAAGAAUCGCGUGUAAAAGAUGAUUCGAAUUUACUUUUCUAUUGUGGCCGUCGUUUGUACUGUAAUCCAUCGUGUCGUUUUUAUUUUCAUACCAACUGUGAUUCGUUGGAAAAAGUCUCUUCAUCUCUCUCGUUAUUAACUACACCGGUCAAUUGUCAAUACAGUGUCGAAACUCUCUUAGACGAUCUUCGUCAACAAGUGUUCCAACGCAUCCAACCAAGUUUAUACAAGAAGAAAUUAUCGAUCUAUCGACUGAUACUGCUAUGCCAACAGAGAAUUCAGGCCAUAGAUACUUUUCUGAAGUCGAAUACUAUUAGUGAUGAAUUCAAAGAUGAAGAAGUCGUCGUAACAUCAGUCGCUAUCGAACGAAAAUAUGCUUUGGGUGGCAUCGUUGAUCAAUGCAAUGAAAUUUUAGAUUCAAUUGAAAUUUACCAUGAUUAUUAUUUCCCUUAUGCUCAACAUGGCGCAUUGCUUUAUUCUGUUUUACAACGAAUCAAUCUUCUCUCGCCGAAAAAUUAUCAAUUCUCCAUUGCAAUCAUCUAUUCACUGCUGGAUCAAUUUAUUCCAUUGAAUCCGACGAAAGCAGUUGAGGAAACCGAAAUUUGGAAAGACGUGGAAGACAAACAACAUCCUCAACUUCCAUCGUUGAUCGAAACAACGAAUUUGAAAAAAGAAGAUUUGUCAGCACCUGAUCAUAAACAGAUCGACGACAAUCUCAAGAAAAUGAUCCAAUCGUUCAUCAAAAUCAUUCUUCCACAACUAGCCAGUGAUCAUCGUUUAGAAUUUCUCGUUCUUCUUCAUUUAUUACUAAAAACCGCUGUUGAUACCACAACGGAUGGUAAAAGCGACAUCCUUCAGUUAGAAUUUCUUGCCACGGGUUUACCCAGAAUCGACAGUCAAUCUCCAAUAUAUCCGUCGACGUUGAAUGAGAAGCCUAAAUGGAUCAGUUCUGAUCUUGUCUGGUUCGACGUUGUUUCCUUGACAAACCUCUUCAACAACGAAGAUCUUCUCUAUCAUCUAUCGGAUAUUAUUCGAAAGAACGACCAGCAGUGGAAGACUUUCUACGACAAUCCUUCACUGAAUUCAGUUCCAACGAGCAAUGGCAAAUCAUUCUCUCAGUUAGAUAAGUUAGUUAUUAUAAGAAUUCUUCGUCCGGACUAUUUCAUCAUUGCACUACGCGAUUAUGUCAUUGAACAGUUCGAUUUGAAUAAUCUUCAAAAUGAUGAAAAUGACUUUCAAGGUGUUCAUAUUGUCAAUCUACCGUUAAUUCCAGUAAAGUCUGUUAUUCCAGGCGAAUUUCUUGUGAAUCAAAUCGAUAUCGAUCAUUAUCUUGGAAAUCAUUUGAAAUCGAAAGGAAAGAAAGUUCGCGAGAUCGAUUGUUUGUUUGUUAACACUAUAUUCGACUCAGGUGAUGAAUGUGAUCUUAUCUACUUAAAAAAUAUUCAUCAAGCAUCAACCGCACCGGCACUUAUCAAACGUAUUUGUCGUCAAAGUCGAAAUAAUGUGAUCGUGACGAGAGAACCAUCGGUUGAUUUCGUCUACCUCGGCGCGCGUCUUCAUCAUUACGAUUGUUUAAUUCAAGGAAAAGUUCCUCUUGCGAAUAUCUUAUAUCAAAAUUCGAAUAGUUAUCUACGAGAAACGCUUGGUCAAUUGAUAUCGAAUAGUUCGUCGAUUCUUCGUCAAUGUCAAGGCGAUGAAUUGACAAUCAUUUACGGCACGAUUGUAAUUCAAGCUAUUCUUGUUUAUUAUCAAGAAAUCUUUCAACAGAGUCAUUUUACACUUCAAUGGACAAGAAACUUGUCGCAAUUUGUUUUGCAUCUGAUUCGAAGUAAUAAAGACAAAAGUUUCGUUCGAGAUUUGAUUGAAAUGGCCUAUCCAAUGCAUUCGCCAUUGUUAACGAAACUUCUGAAUGAAUUAUUUCCACAAGUAUCAUCGAAAACAUCCAUUCGAUUGAACGAUUGUCAAUUCGAAAUUCCGCAAACCGAAAGUCAAUUCAACCUCCAAUGGUUUCUAUCGAAACAUUCGAAAGUUAAUUUAACUUUCAACGAUUAUCCAUCGAAACAGAAAUCUCUUCAACAUCAAUUCGACAUCUUCGCUGAACAAUUAAAUAAACUAUGGCAUGAAAAAUCCGAAACUAUUUUUCAAAAUCUACACGUUUCGUUAAUUCACGAUAAUCUUCAUUUGCUGAAAGAGCGUUUACCACCAUUGUUAAAUCUACCAUCUGGAAUCGAUUUCAAACAAGAUUUGAUUAGCAUUGCACUUUAUCAGGAAAUGGUUUAUUUUAAUAAACAAGUAGAAGCAAUAUUCAAAGAUAUUCAAGAAAUGGAAGAUAUGUUAGCAUAUGGAAGUUUACUAUUAGAGAAGAAUUUGAAGUUCAAAGCGAUCGGAUUUGAUCUUCAACGAAAUCGAGUUCCAUCGCGAUGGUUUUCUGAACAUUCAUCGGCACCGAAAUCACUUUCAAUCGUGCAAUUUAUCCACCAAUGUCGACAUCGAUUUAAUGAAUAUUAUUCUUGGAUGAAAUCUUUCGAUAAUGUCGAAAAACUUGAUUCGCAGUGUAUUCAACGUUCGCGACAUCUGAUUGAAUUGAUGUGUCUAUCGCAAGCAUUGAAAUUAAACAUUACACUCGAUAAAGUUCAAUGUAUUGGUCAAUGGACAUCGAUGAAAGAGAAAAAAUAUUCUUCCGAUAGUCGACAUUUGAUUCUCAACGGUGCGAUUGUAAUGAAUGGAAUUGUUGAAAAUAACAAUCGAAUUAAACCGACUAGUGGAACGAGUCAUCCAUGUCCUGCGAUUGAAAUUUUUGCAACGGAAUCGAAAAUCGAUGGUCAUCUAUGUCCAGUCUAUGCAACAGCAUCAUCUCGUCUUGAUUCUCCAUUGUUUCAUUUGAUCGUCAACGAAACCAUUGACCCAAUAGUCUUUAUUGUUUUGCAAAAUGAUAAUGAAGACAUGGGAAGAAUUCCAUAUCCAACAGUGAUUCGUCAGGAACAAGAAAAACCAAUGGUUACUAGAAAUGAAUUAACUUCAUUUCGUGAAAUGUCACCGAUUUCUCAAUUAUCUCAAUCAAGAGAUGGCGAAUCAGAGACACCUUCUGUCAAAGAUAUUCAAAGAGACGAGCCUAUGUUAGGUUUUGAAUGA